CUCUCCAUGACUUGAAUAUGAAGAGAAACAAGUCCGCUAGCAGCUCCGUCACUCUCAGCCUUCAGCACUUGUCCUACAUUUAGUUUUUAGCCUUUUAUCAGAGCAGAGAAAACACAAGUGUCCCGGCUUUCACAGUGCACAGAGGAGCCGCGGCCUGGCUUGACUCUCCACGGUUCUCAUGGUGUGUUCAAGUACAGCCCGCUGCUCCGAGCUCUGCAACAGUCCCUCAGACUCUCUGGUGAGGAACAAAGCUUGGAAGAAGUGAUGGCAGAUAAAGAAGUCGCUCCCGCCGCCCCGGCCCCGGCCAAAGCAGCGAAGAAGAAGGUUUCCAAAGCCAAACCGGCUGGUCCCAGCGUCAAAGAGCUCAUCAUUGCUGCUGUGUCCGCAUCCAAGGAGCGGGGCGGCACGUCUCUGGCCGCCAUCAAGAAGGCUCUGGCUGCCGGCGGGUACGAUGUGGACAAGAACAAGGUCCGCGUCAAGACCGCCGUCAAGGGCCUGGUCGCUAACGGGACUCUGAGCCAGACUAAAGGCACCGGGGCCUCCGGAUCCUUCAAGCUCGCCAAGAAGGCCGCCGAGCCCAAGGCCAAGAAGCCCGCAGCUAAGAAAGCUGCAGCUAAAGCCAAGAAGCCCGCAGCCAAGAAACCUGCAGCGGCCAAGAAGCCCAAGAAAGCGGCAGCUAAGAAACCCGCAGCCGCUAAGAAAUCUCCCAAGAAGGCCAAGAAACCCGCAGCGGCCAAGAAAGCCACCAAGAGCCCCAAGAAGGCCACCAAGCCCGCCAAGAGCCCCAAGAAGGUGGCAGCCAAAAAGCCUGCAGCCAAGAAAUCCCCCGCAAAGAAAACCGCUGCCAAGCCCAAAGCCAAGAAGGCAGCACCCAAGAAGAAGUGAGCUCCACAUCACUCUCAUCACCAAAGGCUCUUUUAAGAGCCAACCACUCCAUCUAAAGAAACAAAAAAAAAAAUUCCUCUUAUCUUGCUCUGUGAUUGUUAGUAGUAAACAUUGUUAUUAGGCACAAGACUUACUAUGCAUUGCUCCCUAAGAUGACUUAUUUAAACAUUUUAAUUCUCGGACACUAAUUCCAUCCAUCCAUCCAUCCAUCCAUCAAUCCUAUAGUAUAUAAACACAUGUCAUAGUAAGGCUAACCUCAAUGGCAAUAAAUCAAUUACAUCCCUACAAUGUGUCAAGGGAAAAACAUGGGGAAAAAAUACUGCGUCAGAUUAACAAAAAUUAAAUUACGAAGUGAUCCACUUAGUGAACACAAGGGGGUUGUGAUCUUCAGGAGAUGCCAAUAUCAAAGUUAUCCAUUUAUAUAAAAAAAUGCGGGUGAUAAGAGCCAUUCAAUAUGUAACAAUAUGACAGUUACUAUGAAUCUAU
Molecule: messenger RNA, 1371 nt
Organism: Centropristis striata (black sea bass)
Lineage: Eukaryota; Metazoa; Chordata; Actinopteri; Perciformes; Serranidae
Product: histone H1-like
Exons: 1
Coding region: 265-885 (206 amino acids)
Biological process (GO): nucleosome assembly
Cellular component (GO): nucleosome
Molecular function (GO): DNA binding; structural constituent of chromatin
Source: RefSeq, a predicted model, not a curated record